AUGGCCGGUGAGCGAGAGCCUCAACACGAGGCAUCUUCGCCGGAUGUCGAAGAACAUAUGAGCAUCGGGCGUUACAUCGCGACCCGCAUUCCUACCCUCGUGCCUCCAAUGAAUCCCGCGCCAAACCCGUUCAAAGCUUUGACGUUGCUCAAUCGAACCCAGUGGCUCAAUUUCACCGUGGCGUUCUUGGGAUGGUCUUGGGACUCUUUCGACUUUUUUACAGUGUCUUUGACAACAUCUCAGCUUGCCAAAACAUUCGAUAAAUCCGUUACCGAUAUUACCUGGGGGAUUACAUUGGUGCUUAUGCUUCGAUCCGUCGGUGCGAUCACCUUUGGAAUUGCCUCCGAUCGAUGGGGCCGAAAAUGGCCAUUCAUUGUCAACCAGCUUCUUUUCGUUGUUUUGGAGCUCGGCGCUGGUUUCUGUCAAACCUAUAAACAGUUCUUGGCCUGUCGCGCUUUGUUUGGAAUCGCCAUGGGUGGCCUGUAUGGUAAUGCGGCAGCCACGGCGCUAGAGGACUGUCCCCCAGCGGCCAGAGGUAUUGUCUCGGGACUAUUGCAACAGGGUUACGCCUUUGGAUAUUUACUCGCCACGGCUUUUGCCCGUGGGCUUGUCGAUACCACCUCACAUGGCUGGCGGCCCUUGUACUGGUUUGCGGCUGGUCCACCGGUGCUGAUCAUCAUCUUCCGGUUGUUCCUAGGUGAGACCGAGACUUUCCGUCGGCGCCAGGAAGCACGCCAAGAGAUGCGUGGAGGUGUCGCGGCAUCGUUUAUUUCAGAGGGCAAAGUUGCACUGCAGCGUCAUUGGCUUAUGCUUAUCUAUUUGGUCCUUUUGAUGGCCGGGUUCAAUUUCAUGUCGCAUGGAUCCCAAGAUCUUUAUCCAACAAUGUUGGAGAACCAAUUCAACUUCUCGAAAAAUGCAGUCACCGUAACACAAGUUGUCGCCAAUCUGGGUGCUUUGUCAGGUGGCACCUUGUGCGGCUGGGCAAGUCAGAUCUUCGGCCGCCGCUUCUCCAUCAUCGUAAUCAGCAUCGUCGGCGGCGCCCUGCUUUACCCCUACACAUUCGUCCAAAACAAAAAUGUGAUCGCUGCCGCCUACUUUGAGCAGUUCAUGGUGCAGGGUGCGUGGGGUGUAAUCCCCAUCCACCUUAUGGAGCUAUCUCCAGGUCCCAUCCGCACCUUUGCUGUCGGAACAGCCUACCAGCUCGGCAAUCUAGUAUCUUCUGCUAGCUCGACCAUUGAAUCUACUAUUGGCGAACGCUUCCCACUGCCCCCAACUAAAGAAUCUGCCCACCGCUACGAGUACGGCAAGGUCAUAUGUAUCUUCAUGGGCUGUGUGUUCGCUUAUGUUAUUCUGAUUACACUUGCCGGGCCGGAGCGGCUGGGCCGUAACUUCGAUGCUGAGCAUGAUGCCGACCUUCAGGAGGUGGCAGCUCACCGUGGUAUGGACCAGAAGGUUGGAUAUGGGGAUGACGCAGAGAAGGGUCGGGCUUCGCACGUCUCAUAG
Messenger RNA from Penicillium soppii, 1503 nucleotides. Its product is annotated as sugar transporter family protein. The record is from RefSeq and is a predicted model, not a curated record. Gene Ontology annotation, biological process: plasma membrane lactate transport. The transcript has 3 exons. Gene Ontology annotation, cellular component: plasma membrane. The coding region runs from base 1 to 1503 and encodes 500 amino acids. Gene Ontology annotation, molecular function: secondary active monocarboxylate transmembrane transporter activity. Lineage: Eukaryota; Fungi; Ascomycota; Eurotiomycetes; Eurotiales; Aspergillaceae.